Messenger RNA from Ficedula albicollis (Collared flycatcher), 927 nucleotides. Its product is annotated as SKI/DACH domain-containing protein 1-like. The transcript has 2 exons. The coding region runs from base 1 to 927 and encodes 308 amino acids. NCBI's taxonomy places the organism in Eukaryota, Metazoa, Chordata, Aves, Passeriformes, Muscicapidae. The record is from RefSeq and is a predicted model, not a curated record.
AUGUUCCUGACCUGCGAGGGGACUUUGGGCAUCGUUCCGGCCGCCAUGGAUUACAGCGGGCAAACCCGGCCGGCAGAUUUCCACGCUGGCUACCAACAAAUCGAAGGCAUCAACUUGGGCUACUUACAGAUCAACGGCACCCAGAUGUUCGCCCUGGCCCAGGUGCUCAGCCAGAUGUUCAAGGACAUCCCCAGGACCACCAUCAGCAAGAAAAUGGAAACGCUGAAGAUCAAGAGCCGCCGCUGCGACCUGGCCGAGCUGCGGACCCUCAAGGCCAUCCGCUCGGUGCCCACGCGAGCCGUCAAGUGCUCGCUCAUCUCCAAAGCGGACCUGGAGGCUCUCUGCACCUCCUGCAAGAGCCUCAGCCCCCGGCGGAGGAAGAGGAGGAGGAGGAAGACCCCCAGCCCCGCGCCCGCCGCCCCCGGGGAACCACGACCGGAGCAUUUCGAUCGCCUGAUCCGCCGCUCCAAGCUUUGGUGCUACGCCAAAGGUUUCAACCUGGACGGGAAAGAUUUGCGGAAUUCCAGGACGAGCCCGGAGCCCUGGAGGGGAGCGGAGCUGCGGUUCCAACCCGAGGGUCGCCAGGACAGCGGCGCCAAACGCCGGCGCCUCUCCAGGGUCACCGAAAGGCAGCGCGGCUCCUCCAAAGCCAGACCUCCAAAAAACACCAGGAGGAAUUGCAAGAAGGGAAACGCUCCCUGUAAAACCAGCCCGGCUCGGAAUUCCUUCAGCCUGAUGGGCAACUUCCCCUGCACGCCCUCGCUGGUGGUGGGCGAGGACGGCGACCUGCGCCCGGCCUCGUCGCUGGGCGGUCAGAAGUCCUGGGCGCUGUCCAAGACUCACCCGCUGUGGCGCUGGCACUUGGGGGGCAGCGCCAGACCCGCGCCCCCCAAAUUCCGCGGCUGCGCCAGCCUGGAGCAUCCCUGA